Messenger RNA from Pangasianodon hypophthalmus (striped catfish), 1595 nucleotides. It is a transcript of the gene marcksl1a, whose product is annotated as MARCKS-like 1a. The record is from RefSeq and is a predicted model, not a curated record. Gene Ontology annotation, biological process: central nervous system development; actin filament organization. The transcript is spliced from 2 exons. Gene Ontology annotation, cellular component: plasma membrane; cytoplasm. Gene Ontology annotation, molecular function: calmodulin binding; actin filament binding. Bases 210 to 866 code for a protein of 218 amino acids. Lineage: Eukaryota; Metazoa; Chordata; Actinopteri; Siluriformes; Pangasiidae.
GUCGACGUCUCGAGCAGCUUCAGAUCACCAGGCGGAGACGCAGCGGAUGCGAGAGCUCGCGCGCUUCACUCCUUAUUUAAAGGGAACAAACCCAGCUGAGGACUUUGGCAUUUCGGGUCUCGUAUUUUCAAACUUCUGAGCAAGAAGUUUACUUUUCAGCAUCUUUUUUUUUUCUCUUGCUUGGCUACGGUUCUGGUUUUGGAGUGAAGAUGGGAGCUCAGCUGUCUAAGGGUGGAGCAGCCGAGGCUGAGAGCGCAGCCGCUAAAACCAACGGCCAGGAGAACGGCCAUGUCAAAACCAACGGUGACGUGUCGGCCAAACCCGAGGGAGAGGCGGCGGUGGCCGACGGCAACGGAACCGCAGAGGCCGUCAAAGACACGGCGGAGGCCGGGGACGCCAUCGAGGCUGCAGAUGGCGAGGGAACCAGCGCCAAGGCAGCAGAGAGCGAGGCACCCAAGGAGACCAAGAAGAAGAAGAAGUUCUCCUUGAAGAAUUCGUUCAAGUUUAAAGGCCUGUCGCUGAAGAAGAACAAGAAGAGCACCGAGGAACCAGCGGAGGCGGCGGCGGCAGCGCCAGAGGAGAACGGUCACGCCCCCAAGGAAACCAAAGAGGAGGAGCCGGCUGCCGAGACCAACGAGGUAGCUGCUGAGGCUGAGGCAGAGGCACAGGUGGAGGCAGAGGCAGCACCAGCACCUGCUGCAGAGGCUGCAGAGGAGGAGCCUAAAGCAGAAGAGCCUGCCCCUGUGGCAGAAGCCACACCCACAGAGGAGAGCGCCAAAUCCGAGGAAGCUCCUGCUUCCACUCCCGCUGAGACCGAGGCCACGCCUGAGGCCACGCCCGCUGAGCCCACACCAGCCUCGGAGUAACCUACUGCGACCGGACUGAUUUUCCCCUCAUUCCUUUCUUUUUAUUUUUUGUUUCUUUUCUUUUUUUCUUUUUUUAAAGAUUGAAAUAUAUGAAAUAUAUAUAAGAGACUUGAACCACGUCAUUGAAGUUUCAUUGAAGUUACAGCAGUGUCACUACAGAGAAAGACGAGCCGACAAAAAAGAUAAAGAAAAGCAUCACAGUUUCUCUCGUUCACUCGCUCCUUCUCUGCUGUGGACGUACGAAUCGGGACUGCGGAGGAGAAACGGAUUCUCAAACCAGAUCGGAAUAUUUUCCAGUAGAUGAAAGUGUAUCAUACGUACCAGUCUCAUAGCCCACGUUUUUCCCGUCUUGGAUGGCAGUGGCAGGCGAGCAAAUUGACGAAUCGUCACUGACGGUUAAAGGACAAUGUGAAGCCUCUUGAAAUAGUGUGUGUUUGUUUUUAGAAGCUCUCCAUUCCUCUGUUUUUUAACCCCUGAAAACACAUGCGAGUAUUUAGUGCAGAGACUUUGGAGGGGUGGUUUAGGUGUAGGCUGCUUUCUGAUGAGCUUUUGAAACGUGUCGUCUCUCUCUCUGGAGUUCGACGUAGGGGUGUAAAAAAAACCACUGCUUUUAUCAGCUUCUUUUUGUUUGUUCAUCUGUAUAUAAUUUUUGUCUUUAUUUUUUUGCUAACAUUUUAAACGUUAAUGGUUUUAUUGUAAGGCCAAAUAAAUGUCUGAUCUCCUCAUUCA